Molecule: messenger RNA, 969 nt
Organism: Anthostomella pinea
Lineage: Eukaryota; Fungi; Ascomycota; Sordariomycetes; Xylariales; Xylariaceae
Source: the annotation of a GenBank genome assembly
AUGGCCGCAGUAAGAAUGACACAAGCUUCCCACCCAGCCCCCUGGGACACCAAGCCCCACCACCAGGAAGUCGUCAAGCUCUCCUACAGCCUAAUCAAACACGGAGCAGAGAAACCCCCGUCGCGGAAGACGUAUUUCAUAGAAGACGACGGAAGAAUUGUAGAGACGGGCCUGCAGUGGCAAGUGACCACUCGCCACAGCGACGACGACUUCGACGACAGCGACGAGGAGACACUGGUCGCAGCAGACGACAGCGGAGCGGCCUCGCCCAAGCCCGACUUCAACUCCAACGCGAAGAUGGACGAGAUCAAGCGCAAGCUGCGCGAAGACGACCUCAAGUUCAUGGCCGAGGUCGGCCUGUCGGGGGAGGAGUUCGCCGAGUACAUCGCCCAGGCGGACUCGUUUGGCAGUGCUCCUUCGACGCGGUCGAGUGGGACUCUAGGUGCGGAGUGGGGUGACUAUGAGGAUUACGAGGAUGGGGAUGAUGGGGAUGAUGAGGAGUCGGUCUUUGAGGUUGGGUAUGAUGACGAGGCUCCGCUGGCGGAGGUCGUUGAUGUCUACCUUGAGGAUUUGUCUGCUCCUGUUGAGGUUGUCAGUGAGGUUGAGUUGCCGCGCCCGACAAUGCGGGCGUCUGUCGAGGUUGUCGAGGGUGUUGAGGACCUUGAGGUUGUCGAGGCUAUCCAGGUCGCCGAGGUCGUCGAGAUCGUUGAGGCCGUCGAUGCCGUAGAUGUCGUCCAUGUCGUUGAUGUAGUCGAGGAAACCGACUUGCUCGAGGAAGUCCAGUUGAGAACGGAGGGGCCCGUGGAAUCACCUGUGCCCGAGAAGAAGACGUCCUUCUUCGGGCGGGUGGUGCAAAAGGUGGCCAGCAGGCUCGAGAACGCCAAUGUGUCUAGCGCUUUGGAGAGGGCGAAGAAGGUGAAGAGCGCGUCGUCAAAGUGGGCAACGCGUUUAAGACCUCGGAAAGGAUAG